This is a messenger RNA of Nothobranchius furzeri (turquoise killifish), 1248 nucleotides long. Lineage: Eukaryota; Metazoa; Chordata; Actinopteri; Cyprinodontiformes; Nothobranchiidae. The record is from RefSeq and is a predicted model, not a curated record.
AUGUUGUUCUCCGUGCUCCUGAUGCUGCUGCUGGUGGUCGGUGGGACGGAAGCUGGUUUCCAUGGAUUGGUGCUCACGUACACCUCUAAAAGGAUUGUGGGGAGUGGACCCAUGGUGGUCAGAAAUGUCAAACUGAGCUUCAGCGCAUGCUCUGAGGCUGACUCGUGGAUUUGUGGCAGCGGACCAGGCCCGUGUGUACACACCACUGAGGAAAAUGCUGGUUACUGGUGUCAGAAAAGUUGGAGUUUGCUUCUAACUGGUUACACUUCCUCCACAUCAUUCUGGUACAGUCGAAACUGGGUAUUCAACAAGAAUGGUGUUGUAUCUUGGAAGGCUUUGGUUUACAAUGAACUGAGGAUACGGUCUGACAUCGGCAAACCCAACUCAACACCACAGACCACCACCAUCCCAUUAGUGAGAUUUCCUUCAAACUGUCAGAGAAACAUUAGCUUGUUGAGAUUUGACCCUGAUGGAGACAUGGUUAGAUGCAGGUUUGCAGACAAUUCGCUGGGAGAGUGUUACAACUGCACGCCACCGUCGGUCCUCAGCCUCUCAUCAUCUUGUACUUUGUGGUUCAGCCCGACUUCAAGCAGCAAUGGAGGUGACUAUGCAGUCCAGCUGAUGAUGGAGGACUUUCCCAGACAGAACAUCACCAUGACUGAUUCCAGCAACCUACAGGAACUGAAAACUACCAGUGAUUUUAUCACCAAGAUACCCAUCCAGUUUGUUUUCACGGUGCUUCCUGCAAUUCCAUCCUGCACUGAAGGUCUCUAUCUGCCCAGAUUUCUGCCUCCAACUCCAGAACACCGAGCUCAGAUCUACAUCACUGUUAAAGAGACUCUGCAAAUUACCAUCAGAGCCGAGGCAACUCAGUCUCAGAUUUCUAACUUCUUCGUCAGCAGGCCGUACAAUAUGGUUAAGAGCACAUCAGGACCAGGAAGCUACACCCUAACGUGGACACCACUUGAUAGUCAAGACAACGAAAGUCACCCCAUCUGUUUCCUUGUUGAAGCGAGCAGGCUACGUCUUGGUUCACGUACUUGCUGCUGCAUGACACUGCACUGCAUGUUGUACUGGAGUAUUGCACUAGGGGGCGCAGUAGAGAACUCAGACCGGAUAGAGUUCUGGAUUUGCGGUUACAAACAAACAAACAUGGUGACACCGGCGGAGAUUAGCAGCUGGUUAAUUUUGAGAUCCCGACAUAAAAAAGACAUCAGCGUAAUCGUAAAUGGUAUGUACGACUUCUAA